Molecule: messenger RNA, 2366 nt
Organism: Cololabis saira (Pacific saury)
Lineage: Eukaryota; Metazoa; Chordata; Actinopteri; Beloniformes; Belonidae
Product: sodium- and chloride-dependent GABA transporter 2-like
Exons: 14
Coding region: 76-1917 (613 amino acids)
Biological process (GO): sodium ion transmembrane transport
Cellular component (GO): membrane
Source: RefSeq, a predicted model, not a curated record
GCAGCCGUCUCACAGCAAGAAGCAGCUGUUUUUCUUGUUCUCUUUUUCUUGUCACUCUUAGGUCACGUGGGAGAUAUGGAGAACGUGUCCAAGGUGGAGCCCUCCAACGGGGACACCCGGCCUCUGGACGUUUUGCCCAGUACAGAGGAGAAAAUCACAGACAGGGAUCAGUGGGGCAACAAGCUUGAAUUUAUAUUGUCAAUGGCUGGAAAUAUUAUUGGCCUGGGAAACGUCUGGCGUUUCCCUUACCUCUGUUAUAAGAACGGAGGAGGGGCCUUUUUUAUUCCAUACCUCAUCUUCUUGUUUACUUGUGGGAUCCCCCUCUUCUUUCUGGAGACUGCUUUGGGUCAGUACACCAGCGAGGGAAGUAUCACCUGCUGGAGGAAAGUCUGUCCGUUGUUUGAAGGAUUGGGUUAUGCCACCCAAGUGAUUAUUGGUCUGUUGAACAUUUACUACAUCGUGGUGUUAGCGUGGGCUCUCUUCUAUCUGUCCAAUUCCUUCACCAUGGAUCUGCCCUGGGCAUCCUGCAACAACACGUGGAACACAAAUUCCUGUAUGGAAUUUCAGAGGGGAAAUAGCUCCAUCAAUCACCAUGAGAACGUCACCUCUUCUGUUAUUGAGUUCUGGGAGCGCAAAGUGCUGAGAAUUUCUUCAGGUAUCCACCAGAUUGGCUCUCUGAACUGGGAUCUUGUUAUUUGUGUGGCAAUUGCAUGGGUCCUCUGCUACUUCUGCAUCUGGAAAGGAGUCAAAUCCACUGGAAAGGUGGUUUACUUCACAGCAACCUUCCCGUAUGUGAUGAUGGUUGUCCUGCUGAUCAGAGCGAUCACCCUGCCAGGAGCCUCCGGGGGAAUCCGCUUCUACCUUUACCCAGAUGUGGGAAGGCUGUCUGACCCACAAGUAUGGGUGGAAGCUGGAUCUCAGAUCUUCUUCUCUUAUGCCAUCUGUUUGGGUAGCCUCACCGCUCUUGGAAGCUACAACAAAUACAACAACAACUGCUACAGGGAUUGUUUGUGGCUGUGUUUUCUGAACAGUGCCACCAGUGUUAUUGCAGGCUUCGCCAUCUUUUCCAUCCUGGGUUUCAUGUCCUACGAGCAAAACGUGCCCAUAUCAGAGGUGGCUCAAUCCGGUCCUGGUUUGGCCUUCAUAGCAUAUCCUUGUGCAGUUUCCAUGAUGCCUUUUUCCCCUUUAUGGGCCUGCUGCUUCUUCAUCAUGAUUAUCUUUCUGGGACUAGCCAGUCAGUUUGUGGGCAUGGAGAGCAUGGUGACCGCCAUGGUGGACUUGAAUCCUUCUGUCUUCCGCCGUAAAAACGGCAGGGAGCUUUUCCUCCUGGCAUUGACUGUGGUGUCCUUCCUCAUCGGGCUCAUCCUGCUGACGGAGGGAGGCAUGUACGUUUUCCAGCUCUUCGACUUCUAUGCAUGCAGUGGGAUGUGUUUGAUUUUUGUGGCCUUUUUUGAAUCGAUUGGCAUCGCUUGGGUUUAUGGGGCUGAUCGUUUCUAUGACAACAUCGAGGAUAUGAUUGGCUAUCGUCCCAGGUCUCUCCUGAAGUACUGCUGGCUGUUCUUCACCCCUGCAACAUGCUUUGGAACCUUUGUCUUUGCAUUGAUCAAGUACUCACCGCUGAAGUACAACAAGGUGUAUGUGUACCCAUGGUGGGGGGAUGGCAUUGGCUGGGUUCUGGCUCUGUCCUCCAUGCUCUGUAUCCCUCUGCUGAUGGUCGUGAAACUCUGCAGCACCCCAGGAACACUGAGAGAACGCCUUACUAUCUUAACCACUCCUUCCACUGACCUGCCUAAGAUGAAACGAGAACAAGAGACACUGCUGGCCAUCUUUGCAGCCGACGGGGACCACCUUCAACAGAAAUCUCCUCCCACUAAGGAUGGCUACUUCCCUGUUGAGGAAAAGGAAUCUCAUUGCUAAAGACUUGAGGGUUGGAGUCUUGUUAGGGUCUCAAAGUUCACUCUUCAGCUUUGACCAAUUAUCUGUUAUACCUCACCUGAUAAGGGAGUGAAACUGCUCCAGAUGAUGACACUCCAGAGCCUACUCACCUGCCUACUUGUUGCUGGAACCUUUGAAAGGUGCCUUCAACAAGACUUUUGAAACAACCUCGUUUACAUGUCAUAUAGCACUGGCAGUGAUAUGUAUAUCUGAAAAUGUGACCGCUGUAGGUGAUCAUUGGCAAAUCAUUUACAUUUGCUCGUGUUUGCUUUCUAAGUAAGCAUUUUCAUCGAAUGUGGAAAUUUCUAAUGUUCCUUUAGUCUGAGAUGACAUUUUGGUUACUUUGUUGAUUAUCUGUAUAUGCCUAUACAAUAUUUUGAGUUGUAUAAUGGUAAUGGCUCUGUUUUUACUGUACUGCGAAGAGUUGCUGU